This is a messenger RNA of Cladocopium goreaui, 2019 nucleotides long. NCBI's taxonomy places the organism in Eukaryota, Dinophyceae, Suessiales, Symbiodiniaceae. The record is from the annotation of a GenBank genome assembly.
CACGGUGAGAAGGGCUACAACCACGACGUCAACCACGAUGAAACAAAGAUGCAUGAACUGCAGGGCUACAACCACGACGUCAACCACGAUGAAACAAAGAUGCAUGAACUGCAUCAAACGUAUGGAACUCUGCUGAGCGAGGAACAAAAUCUGAAGAUUCGAGUGACUAUCCAUCAAAUUUUGGCAGUCGACUUGGACCAAGAAACGUUCACCAUGGAACUGGAUGUUUGUUUCAGGUGGAAAGAUCCCAGGCUGAGGAAUGCGAAAACCAGAGUGUGGUUGCCUCGUGAGUCCACCUUGAAGGGGCGACGAACAUGCGAAGGUGGUACCUGUUAUUGCCGUGGUGGCCUAAGGGGUCAACGUUGCAGCAAACUGCCUUUCGUGCUGGGCAUCUUCAAAGAAGAGAAGGGCAAAGACUACAUCAAGGUCGAAGACAAGAAUGGUGGUUACCAUGACUGGCAGUUGCUCUCGAGCUUCAUUUACAAAGAGGAGCCGAACUUCAGUGAUCUCGGACAGUUGUUCCGAGGCGACAGGGGAGGUUCUUCCAUCGUGAUCUUCUCAAAGCUGAUGGAAGAGCCCACGGUGCUGAACGAUUUCCAACGUCUCAGCAACGGCGAAACUGGUGAAACCGUUUUUUUCCGGAAGCUGAGAGCAGAUUUCAAGGAAAACAUGGAACUGGAACACUUUCCCUUCGACCGGCAGCUGCUUCAAUUCACCAUUACAGCAAGCAUGCCUGCCUCGAUGUUGAAGCUUGAGGUGGAUGAGAAGGUGAACUCCGUUUGCCGUGUGAAAGAUUUGCCCGAGUACAAGGUGGACAAGGAGCAGAAUGAGGCAGUCGGAAUAUUGAAAGAAAAGACCACAGCUGCCAAUGUCAACAACAAACAGUAUUCCCAAGUGAAGGUGAUGGUGCAUUUGCAAAGAAAACCGCAAAAGUACAUGGUGAACAUCGUCUUCAUGGUCUAUAUGCUGGUCUUUGCGUCUUGCAGUAGCUUCGUGAUCCCAUUGGAGAAAACAGGCCCUUUUAGGGAUGCCGGAUGGACUUUUGGAUGGCCGGAGGAACAAACUGAUGGUUCAGGGUAUGGUUUUUCAUGGAAACAAAUGAGGUCAUUCAGCAUCAAAACAUGUCAAAACACCUGUGAGGUGAAAGGUGUGGUGAUUUGGGAGGAGUACCCAGUGUACCAUUUGGAUGUGGGUGUUAUGAUGUUUUAUGAUGUUUUAUGUUUGGACGCCGGGAUUGACUUCCCAAGUCGUUCGUUCUUAUCCAGCAGAUCGUUUUUCCCCAACAGCGUAAGCUUGGGGUCUUCAGCCAUAGUAAAGGUUCCGGAGCAGGUCGGAGCAGCCAAAUCCGCUGAGAACCGGGUUCCCAAAAAGGUUCCCAGGAAGAGUUUCCUUUUCCAAGAGAAUCCUUCGGAGCCAGAUCGGCAUGGCGCAAGGUUGGGAACCGGGUUCCCAGGAAGAGGUUCCCAAGCAAGGUUACUAGGCAAGGUUACCAGGAACAGACUCCCAAGCAAGGGUUCCCAGCAAGAGGUUCCCAAGCAAGGUUCCCAGGAACAGGUUCCCAAGCAAGGUUCCCAAGCAAGGGCUCCUAGCAAGAGGUUCCCAAGCAAGGUUCCCAGGAACAGGUUCCCAAGCAAGGUUCCCAGGCAAGGUUACCAAGGGUUCCCAAUGUUAUCAGGAAGGUUCCCAGGCAAGGUUCCCAAGGGGUUCCAAGCAAGGUUCCCAGGAACAGGUCCCAAGCAAGGGUUCCCACACAAGGGUUCCAAAGCAAGGGUUCCCAGGAACACGUUCCCAAGCAAGGUUCCCAAGCAAGGGUUCCCAGCAAGAGGUUCCCAAGCAAGGUUCUCAAGCAAGGUUCCCAGGACGAGGUUCCCAGGAACAGAUUCCCAAGCAAGGGUUCCUAGCAAGAGGUUCCCAAGCAAGGUUCCCAGGUUACCAUGCAAGUUCCUUCCCAGGCAAGGUUCCCAAGCAAGGUUCCCAGGAACAGGUUCCCAAGCAAGGUUUGCAGGAAGAGGCUCCUAG